This is a messenger RNA of Paramuricea clavata, 4542 nucleotides long. The record is from the annotation of a GenBank genome assembly. NCBI's taxonomy places the organism in Eukaryota, Metazoa, Cnidaria, Anthozoa, Malacalcyonacea, Plexauridae.
CUUGUGGGGAUUUGAAUAUUUGGAAAACUAUUUCGCGUAUUUUUCUUUCCAAUGAGACGAAAAUAAUGUUUUGUUGAGCACAAAUGGAAUUUAACCGUAGAAAUGCUAUAAUGUUUGUAGUGGGCGUUCUAGGAGGCGCUGGGGCAGUAUAUACGCUGGUAUACUUGCGGAAAAUGUUGCGCAAAUCUUCAAAGAGAGCAACCAUUGAGCAGUUGACAGACGGAAUUAGCUUGGAAACGCUAAAAAAACUAUCAGAAGUGCCUAAUGUGAGUAUUAGACAGUGUGCCCGUGGUGUUUUAACAGCCCGUGCUCUGAAACCCGAAUGUCUAAGGUUUUUAAUUCAACUUUGUUAUGCUGAGGAUGAGGAGAGCGUUUUAAAAGCUUGUACUGUAUUGGAAUUUCUUACCAAGAACGCAAAAUGUAGAGCAAGGGUUAUUUAUUUGGGGGCUCUAGAAGCAUUAUCUCAUGCAAUAUACCGUUCAUGGACGAAGAGAAAUAAAGGAGAGAUUUUUAACGAUGAUGAGAAAAUUCAGCAUCUUGCUUGUGUCGCCAUUUUUGAUUUGAUAAAUGAUGCAGAUGAUGAUACUCCAAAAAUCCAUCUUCUGGACAAAAACCCAUCAUUCGUACCAACCAUAUUGGCUAUAAUGAAAGCCACACAUAACCGAGAUAUCGAGAAAUGGGGUUUGUACUUAAUUCAUCAGAUUGCAGUGUGUGAGGCAACUCGUGAUGAGCUGUGUCAGCAUUGGGUUGUUAUUGAAGUUGUUUCUAAGCUGGUUGUUAAAAGCCAAGGUGAGCCAUUGAGGCUCAGACUGGCAUUACAGGUGCUUGUUACAUUGGCAAACAUCUUGAUGGCAAAUGAUGAAGCAAAUGUUUUGCAAGAAAUUAGAAGCUAUGGAGUCAUCAUGCCUACAAUUGGUUGUCUCAAGUCAGGUGGGUUAUUGUCUCAAGUCAGGUAUUAAAUCCUGCAUAUAUUGAACCUAUCAAUAGCCAAAUUUAUAUUCAAAUUCCCUACACAUAGCUGUCGGUGAUUUGAGUUGAUCAGUUACAAACUGUGAGUAGACGUACAGUGAGAGCUGUGAUCAAUUUUUAACCAAAUGGCUCAAGCCCUAACAAAAUGUUAUAUUAUGUAUUUUAGUCUAGUAGAAGAAAUUUGAUCAAGAACAUUCCAUCAUUUCAAAGAUUUGAUAAUUUAUUUUAUUAUAUAGUUGUAUUUUUUUGUGAGUGGAAGCAAAAUAUUUGUUCUAACUUUAGGCCUAACUUUCAGUAUUCAAAAUUUGUUUGAGAAAAUUAGGUGGGAAAUACUUUUCGGGGAGAGGAUACUGUCUAAGACAGUAAACUUGAGACGGAAAACCUGUUGUUUACCAAAUUUGUAUUCGGACGAGUUUCUCAUCUCUGUCUUCUGACAUAAAUUAAGUGGAGGGAGAUUACAUGUCUGUGGACACAUGCAAAUGGUCCAACAUAUACAUAACUGCUGUACUGGUCAUCAUCAUUCUGAAGCCCCAGUCAAACAAGGAUGAUAUUUGACGAGAGUUGCAACAGAGUUACUGUACAUCAUUCACAUUUGACUGCCAUCGACUCUCACGUCACUUUGAACUGGUUCAAAUUUCACUAUGAACAUGGUAAUAUCCAGUCAACUAUCAUGAAACUCUUGUUCUUGUUUGACCAGGGCAUGUGAGUUGAUCAGAAACUGCCAUUGCAAACUCUCGCUUUUCAACUCUCAUUCAUUUUUGACCGAAGUUAAGGCAGAGAAGUGCCAAUGCAUGACUUUUGUUAUAUAAAUUUGGAUUGAGUAGGGUAGCAAAGCAUUUGCUGCCACCAGGUGACUUAAUAUGUUUGAUCACAGAACCUAGCUAAGAACCCAGAUUUGCACCAGACCAUGUUUCAUAUUAUUUUAUUUGUACUUAUACUGAAGAAAUUUAAGUCAUGCAGAAAAACAAUUCCAGACUUUAUGUCAUGUAUAAGUUAUGACCGUUGUAUGACCGACUUGAUCCAUGCUUUCUGCCUGUCUAAACCUGACUUUAUUCAAACAAAAGAAAACUUGCACAGUUGCACUACAUGUGCUUCAGAUACAGUAUGUCUUUCAAUAAUUGUGCUAAAAAUUGCGAAUGAUGUAUUUUUGGCUUGCUGUGUAUUAAAACAGCCAAUUGCACUUGCCACUUGUAAACAAGCAAAUUGCAAUUUCAUUGAUUGAAUCGGUCAUGACAAGUAAAUAACCAAUGAGAGAAAAGAAAAUUUUAUAUAUUAUAUUUCACCAUUUGAAAAUUGCGCAUGAGAAACAUUUGAAAUGCUUUGACCAAGCAGAAAAUCAAUUCUGCAUAAAUCUAAAAAAAACGAAUUUCAUGUCUAUGUUUGAUAGGCUAGGAAAACAUUAGGAGCUGCCUCAAGACAUAGUAGAUAACGAUGACCGAUUGUGCAACACUCGGAAAUUAUCGAUUAUUCAUGCCACAAUGUGCCAGAUACCGAUGCCGAUACCGAUUUUAUAAUGACGUCAUAAUAUCAGUCGACCGAGUAAAGGUGACAUCAUUCAUGUCGAUUUUUUAACGAUCAUUUCCAACGUAACAUGUUACUGCAACUAAAGAUCGUUAAAACCGUUAAUAAAUGACACGCUUCACGCAUUAAUUGAACAUAUCGCGUUAAAACGCAACGUGUAUCAACGUGCAAUGCAUAUUCUUUUUAAACUGCGCAUUUUCCCAACAAUCGGAAAUAUAGACAAUAGACCAGUGUAAUAGACGGAUUUAGAUUGAGGACGCGGACGUCAAAUACGAGGGACGUGAAAAUGACGUGUUGUGCCCAUGUAUGGAUAUGCCACGCCAUUUUGACGCCAUUUUCACGUCAUCUUUGACGUCCGUCACCUCGAUCUAAAUCUGUAAAUGAUCUGUCUAAUUCUACCGAUAAAGCAAAAAUCGGGCCGAUGCGGAUAUCGAUUAUCGCUCAAUCACUAUAGUAGUAAGAGAAUCAACCAUGAGUUUUCAAGUACAUCAAGUUGGGGCAGGGCUCGACGUGUAAUUUCGAUAGAACAUGUACUCUUGAGUUGUUUCGAUGAUGUUUCAAUAAAAAUUGCACAGUCCUAGGAAUUCCACAAAAUUUGUAACAACUUUGUGUUACUGUAGCAUGGGAGUUUGGGGUGCUGGUAUCCCUAUCACCAAAUUAUUCUGGGCUGUUUUUCAAACCACUUUAAAAAUGGCUUGCGCACACAAAUGUAUGGUUUAAAACGCGCAAUUUGAAUUCAUAGGGUGCAAACAUGGAAGGUGUUUCAUGAACUAUCAAAGUACCAGACAAUUUGAUGUACAUUAAGUCCAACGCGUGACCUCUAAAACUUGGACUCCCCGAAGUUCCCAAUCAUGGAAAUCAGCGGCAGGGCGCUGUGUUUUACAGCCCCUUGUCAGCAGUCAUGACUUUCCCCCUGAUUUUUUUUAUCAUAAAUAAUUUCUUGUCGAUCAAUGAUCGGCUGUUAUUUCAUGCAUUUUGAUUAGUUUUAUGCAGGAUUUAUUUUUACAUACUCUUUACAAAAACUCCAAGUUUUCGAGGUCUCACGUGGGACUUAAUGUAGUAAAUAAUGUACAUCAAAUUGUCGAGUGGUUUGAUAGUUCAUAAGACACUUUCCAACUUUGCACCCUAUGAAUUCAAAUUGCAUUUUGAGCCUUCCAUUUCUGUGCGCAAGUUAUUUUUAAAGUUUUUUUUUAAAAACAGCCAACUUGCACUCGAAAAUUUAGUUUUCAAAAUAUUUUAGUGUUAUACAUACCAGCAGACCCCAACUAAUUUAACCCAUUCUUGCAUAAAGUUCUCACAAAUUUGCAAAGUCUUGCUUGACUAUUGUAUUUGAGUUGUAAUUGUUGUUCACAGUUUGCUUAUCAUCGUGUUAUUACUCAAAUUACUGCAUCUCAUUUUGUUUCUAAUAAUGUUUUGCUUUAUCAUGAAAAAUAGCACCCCCCCUGCACCCCCUCUGGCCAGGGCUAGGGGAGUGCACCCCCCCGCACCCCCCAGUAAAUCCAUCCCUGACGAGAUCAACGUAUAAAAUAGUAGUACUCCAAAUGUUGAAAAAUCUUAAUUUUACAACAGUUAUCAUUUAAUGUUAAGCGCCUUCAUAUUUUCGGAGAGAUUGAGAUUGACAGGGAUACCUCUAUCUGAAAAAUACAAAGAGAACUUCCAUCACUGACACUGAAAGAGGACUACCAACACUGGCACAGACCGUUCAAAAUUAACUUUCAUCCUCUAUUUUCAGAAAAUCGUGAGCUUAUCUACUGGGCUGUUGGUCUGCUACACGAAUUUGUUGCCCUUGAUAUUGCGUUACCAGAGAUCUGUGCUGUUCCCAUAUUACUGAGAUCUUUGUACAGUGUUCUCAUUUCCAACGAAGCCAGCAUUCAGAGAUUGGUUUUGAGAGUAUUGCGUUUCCUGUGCCAAAGUUCAGACGAUUUUAAAGCAAAAACUACGCACAAUAAACACUUGCUUGCACGACUGCCGACAUGUCUUGCAUCUGGGGACCGCGAUGUCACCUCAUGGUCAUUGUAUCUUAUUCAUGAUAUCGCUACGUCAGGUAUGUAG